Molecule: messenger RNA, 504 nt
Organism: Brassica rapa (field mustard)
Lineage: Eukaryota; Viridiplantae; Streptophyta; Magnoliopsida; Brassicales; Brassicaceae
Product: methyl-CpG-binding domain-containing protein 7
Molecular function (GO): DNA binding
Source: RefSeq, a predicted model, not a curated record
AUGCAGACGAGUCUUCCACAGGACCUUGUCCCUCUCGUCAAGUUUCCGCCGCGCCACCGUCGCGAACCCCAGCUGUACAUCGUGGACCCCACUUCGAAAGGCAGUGUCGAUACCUGCUUUAACGAGCCAGGGAGUGGUAGAGAGAUUUCAUCUCUAGUAUCUGUUCAAAGACACUUGGUUGGAGAAGUAGACGACAGACGCUUGUCUCGAAGUCCAAAGUUUUAUGAGAAACGCAGAACCGAACAGGGUAAUCGCGUUGCUUCCAAGGAUUUCCGUUUGCCUAGAGGAUGGACCGUUAAAGAGGUUCCGAGGAGAAACUCCCCUCGUAGUAUUGAUAAGUAUUAUACAGAGCAAGAAACGGGAAAACGGUUCCGGUCCCUUGUUUCCGCUGAGAGGUACUUGAACUCUGUCGGGAACGGUACAGUUGCGUCGGUUUUGCACUCUGUUCCGCUUUUGGCGAUUUGUAAUGGUACUGGAUAUGCGCCGGUGAAGUACACGCAAUGA